Messenger RNA from Drosophila willistoni, 1251 nucleotides. RefSeq names its product odorant receptor 67d. The transcript has 3 exons. Gene Ontology annotation, biological process: detection of chemical stimulus involved in sensory perception of smell; sensory perception of smell. Bases 36 to 1214 code for a protein of 392 amino acids. Gene Ontology annotation, molecular function: odorant binding; olfactory receptor activity. The record is from RefSeq and is a predicted model, not a curated record. NCBI's taxonomy places the organism in Eukaryota, Metazoa, Arthropoda, Insecta, Diptera, Drosophilidae. Gene Ontology annotation, cellular component: plasma membrane.
GACUAUCGUUUCGGUGAGAUCUACAUAUUGCAGUCAUGAUUGAGAGUCCAGCAAAACGUUUUUGUAAAAUAAUCAAAUUAAUUCGAUUCUGUGUGGGAUUCUGUGGAACGGAUGUGGCCAAUCCCAAUUAUCGCAUGUGGUGGCUUACCUAUGCAGUGAUCUCGGCCAUUUUAUUCUUUUUUGCCUGUACCAUUUACACCCUGUAUGUGGGUGUGGUUGUCGAUGGGGACCCAACGGUUAUACUUCAGGCAUUUGCAAUGGUCGGCUCGGCCAUUCAGGGUCUAACGAAACUGCUCUGCACCACAAAUAAGGCCCCAUUGAUGAGGGACAUUCAGGGCACCUAUGAGAGUAUCUAUAAGGAGUAUGAGGUCAAGGGUGGCGAUUACACAAAAUGUUUGCAUAAACGCAUUAAUAUCUAUUGGAAUCUAAUGGUCGGUUUCAUGUGGGUCUAUACAAUCGGUGUCGUGGUAUUGGUCAGUUUUCCAUUCUUCUAUUUGAUUGUCUAUAAGAAAAAAAUGCUCGUCAUGCAAUUCCUAGUGCCGGGCAUCGAUCAUCACUCGGAUGGAGGACAUUUGAUGUUGGUCAGCCUUCAUGUGACAUGUCUGUGCUUUGGGGCUUUUGGUAAUUUUGGUGGCGAUAUGUAUUUUUUUCUUUACAUCAUCAAUGUGCCACUGCUAAAGGAUAUCUUCAAUGUCAAACUUAUGGAAUUCAAUGAGGUGGUUAUCCAGCGAACGGAUUAUGAUAAAAUGCAUGCCAUGUUGUGGGACCUUUUGUCCUGGCAUCAACAAUAUGUGAGAAUACUACGUGGCACAGAGAAAAUCUAUAAAAUUGUAAUGUUUGUUCAGCUAUCGACAACAUGUGUUGGCAUCUUGUGCACCAUAUUUUGCAUAUUCAUUAAAGUUUGGCCAGCGGCUCCAAUCUAUUUGAUCUACUCUUUCAUUGUUCUCUACACGUUUUGUGGCCUUGGAACUGUUGUUGAGACAUCGAACGAGGACUUCACCACAGAAAUCUAUACGAACUGUCUGUGGUAUGAGCUGCCCGUGAGGGAGGAGAAAUUGGUCAUUCUAAUGUUGGCCAAAUCCCAGAAUGAAUUGGCUCUUACCGCUGCGGAUGUUUUACCCUUGUCAAUGGCCACGGCUUUGCAGUUGACAAAAGGAAUUUAUAGUUUCAGCAUGAUGCUAAUCACAUAUCUGGGCUAUGAGAAGUCUGCAUAAGACAUCCAUUAAUCCAAAUGGAUGGCACUGGCUAAGU